AGAAGAAAGAAAACAAGAAAGAAGAAAGAAAGAAGCCACAUGUUUGUGGGUAAAUUUGUUUCAGUAGCAAGUGUCCACAUUGUUAAACUAGGCAACAUUAAUGUAGAGGUACAGCCUAAGAAUCAUUUCUCUAGGAGCCAUGACUCUUGCUGGACAAAAACGCCCAGUGUUCCAAAUUGUGGGUGAAAUCUGAGGGGAGGGAAGCAUUCAUUAAGCUGCAGUUCUCUUCUCUCUGGGGCUUGUUGAGCCGGCUCCCAGCAGCCAUCCCAUUCACCUGCUCGGGUUCCUGCUAAGAACCGUUUCUCGCAGCGUCUCCUGCCCCCGCCCCCAUUCUUCCCAGAGAAAGUCUAGAUUUUCACGAACACAGACAGUUUUGUUUUCUCUGUUAAAAACAACUCUCCUAGACUGGAGCAGGCUUUGUGUGUCACCCCAGGAAACAGAGCGUUUCACUCCCGCUCCGAGGUAACUCUGCUGGGUGAGGUGCAGCCUGUCACCUGACCGGGCUCUGGAGCUGCCCCGGCAUCAGGCCGCAUUCCUUGAAUUCUUCCACCGGCACCAGCUUCCUGAUGAACCACUCCAAGUUCACUGAGCUGAGCGGAUUCCACUCGCUGUGCCCUCGGAAUCUGCUGCCCGAGUUUCUCACCCAGUCUCAAAACAUACCGCUGAGUAACCGCAUGGGCGCCUUGGAAGAGUAGCCCUCAGAAAGUAUCAAUGGGGACCUCAAAUGCUGGAGAAAAGUGACCUCUCAUGGAAUACAAAGGAUACCUGCUGCUACAUGUUUUUGUCCUACUACCUCUGAUUCCUGAAACACAGACUCUCCAGAUCUGUAGAGAGUCAACUGAUCAGACUUUUCACCAUGCAUCAACUCUUCAGGCUGGUUUUGGGACAAAAAGAUCUUUCACGAGCUGGGGACCUCUUCUCCCUAGAUGACUGUGAGAUUGAAGACAGCCUGACAGAAGCUUUGGAGCAGAUUAAAAUAAUUAGCUCAUCUUCAGAUUACCAAACCAAUAACAAUGACCAAGCAGUGGUGGAAAUUUGUAUCACAAGAAUCACAACAGCCAUCAGGGAGACAGAGUCGAUUGAAAAGCAUGCAAAGGCCCUUGUCGGACUCUGGGAUUCCUGCUUGGAACACAAUCUGAGACCUUCUGGGAAAGAUGAAGACACUCCUCAUGCAAAAAUUGCAUCUGAUAUCACGAGCUGUAUUUUACAGAAUUACAACCGGCCCCCUGUGACGGCAUUGGCCAUCCCCAUUGCAGUGAAAUUCCUCCACAGGGGCAACAAGGAACUGAGCAGGAACAUGUCUAACUACCUGUCCCUGGCUGCCAUGAACAAGGCGGAUCUCCUGGCCGACCACACGGAAAUGAUCAUAAAGAGCAUACUUCAAGGUAAUGUCAUGCUGUUGAGGGUAUUACCUGCUGUGUAUGAGAAACAACCUCAUCUCAUUAACAAACACCUGACAGAACUUCUGGCCUUGAUGCCUCAGCUGCAGCAACCAGAACAGUACCAUCUACUACGGCUUUUGCAUGUAGCAGCGAGAAGGAAACAGAUGGAGGUGGUUCAGAAGUGUAUUCCUUUCCUAAUCAAGCAUUUGAAGGAUUCCACUCAUAAUGACAUCAUCCUAAACAUCCUCCUAGAGAUAGCAGGCUAUGAGCCAAUGGCUCUGAACGGUUUUCUUCCAAUGCUGAAAGAGAUUGGUGACAGAUCCCCCUACCUCAUUGGACAAAUGGCAAGGAUCUAUGGAGCGGUUGGGCAUGUGGAUGAAGAGAGAGCCAGGGCUUGCCUGACGUACCUGGUGAGUCAGCUGGCCAACAUGGACCAUUCGUUUCACCAUGUUCUUCUGCUGGAGAUUCAGAGCAUCACCGACACCUUCUCCAUCCUGGGCCCUCAGAACAGAGACAUCUUCCGCAUGAGCAACAGCUUCACUGCCGUUGCCAAGCUCCUUACCCGACAGUUGGAAAACCCCAAGGCUGGAAGUGACAGGGAAAAAAUCAGUGCUGAGAUUGAGUUCCCAGAAAAACUGGAAGCACCCAAGCUCACGGUAGCUGAAAGUGACCCUGAGAAACACCAAGUUAAAAAUCAGCCUUUUCAAGACAAAAUAAUUGCUGAGAGCAAUACUUCUAGCUCUAUCAGAAGAUACAGUUUGGACCAAAUUUCAAAAGAAGAAAGAAAAAACAUUAGAUUUAACAGAUCCAAAAGUUUGGCUCUAAACACUGUGCUCACAAAGGGUGUGAGUUCGGAUGAUGGGGACCAUGUCGAGAGGGGAGCUCUCCCGGCCAGCCUCUCUCUCUCAGGAAUAGACCCACUGGGUCAAGAAAGUGAUGAGUUGCCCUUUAAGAUGGACACUGACAGAUCACAGCUGGGAAAUGCUUCAGUUUCACACCCAAAUAUUAUACAUCUAGAAUCAGAGAAUUCGCCAGAAACUGUUAGAGUGAACUUCCAGGAAGAAACUCCAGAGACAACCUCAAGUCCCAUAGAAUACCAAGAUGAGCUCUACUUGUACUUAAAGGAGAACCUCAGUAAAGUGAAAGCAUAUGCCAUGGAAAUUGGGAAGAAGAUUCCUGUCCCAGAUCAGUGCACCAUCGAAGAGACUGCGAAAAGCUGUGCUGCAAAGUUGUUCUUUACCUGCUCCCUGAAGGGUCACUACUGCUUAUACAGUAAGUCCAGCUUUGUUCUCAUCAGCCAAGAACCUCAGCCAUGGAUCCAGAUCAUGUUUCUGUUUCAACAGAGCCUGUUUCCUGAGCCCCUGUCCAUUCAGAGUCCUUCUGUGCAAUUCCUCAGAGCUCUGUGGGAGAAGACGCAGGCAGGGCAGGCAAGGGGAGCUCACAGCUUUGAAACCGCCAUCAUGGAGUCCACGUUUCCCCAGCAGAAGGAUCUGGACCAGGUACAGCUCCAUCUGGAAGAAGUGAGGUUCUUCGACGUGUUUGGCUUCAGCGAAGCAGCAGGAGCAUGGCAAUGCUUCAUGUGCAACAAUCCUGAAAAGGCUACCGUUAUAAAUCAAGAUGGCCAGCCUCUCAUAGAAGGGAAACUUAAAGAGAAGCAAGUCAGAUGGAAAUUCAUCAAAAGGUGGAAAACCCGUUAUUUUACACUGGCUGGAAAUCAACUUCUGUUUCAGAAAGGAAAAUCUAAAGAUGAUCCUGACGAUUCUCCGAUAGAACUCAGCAAAGUACAGAGUGUGAAAGCUGUGGCCAGGAAACGCAGGGACCGCUCUCUCCCCCGAGCUUUUGAAAUCUUCACGGACAAUAAAACCUAUGUGUUCAAGGCCAAGGACGAGAAGAAUGCAGAAGAAUGGCUCCAGUGCAUCAACGUGGCGCUUGCCCAAGCGAAGGAGAGAGAAAGUAGAGAAGUGACCACAUAUCUGUAGGGAUUUACGCGCUGGCUCAUGCCGCUCUACACAGUAAGCAUUGUGUUGCUAUUACACAUGUCAAGAAAAGGAGCUAAAUUCACCAAACCAUGUUAGGUCUUUUUUUUUUUUUUUUUCCUUACUAAAUACCAGUGGAAUAGUAAGUGUCCCUAAGCAGAAGGGCCUGAAAUGGCAGGAUUCCUAGUCAAUUUCAUAACCUAAUGGAUUUUAUCUCCAAACCAGAACACCUGUCUGAUGCAUACAAGGAAUAGGGGCUCAUCCUAUACCCACAGAAGGUGUGAGACCAAAAAAGGAAAAGCCACUGAUCGAGAGGCCUCUGUAGACACAUCAUGGAAGACUAUGAGAGAACAACAUUAAAUGGUACCCGAACCACCUAUCCUGAGGAAGGAUGGGCAUUUCUGAUGAAAAUCACAGGCUGUGGAUAGCAUUCAAAGAAAAAGAAAAACCUAAAAACUGAGUUAACUUACAUAGAAGGAAAACUAUGUAACUUACUUAUGGACAUAAAAUUACAUUUAUCCCCUUGUCAUACAAAUGAAGCCAAUACAUGGUAAAAUGA
This is a messenger RNA of Tupaia belangeri chinensis (Chinese tree shrew), 3917 nucleotides long. RefSeq names its product ventricular zone expressed PH domain containing 1 (gene VEPH1). The record is from RefSeq and is a predicted model, not a curated record. Gene Ontology annotation, molecular function: phosphatidylinositol-5-phosphate binding. Lineage: Eukaryota; Metazoa; Chordata; Mammalia; Scandentia; Tupaiidae. The transcript is spliced from 14 exons. The coding region runs from base 857 to 3361 and encodes 834 amino acids. Gene Ontology annotation, cellular component: plasma membrane. Gene Ontology annotation, biological process: regulation of signal transduction.